AAUAUCACGAAACCAAAAAACCAUUUGCAUUUCCAAGAUAUUUCUCAAAUCAUACUUCGCCUUUGGUCUCUUUUGAUCCUUCUCAAUUCUGAUCUACCAUGGCCUCCAAUGGUGCUUCUCCGCAGAGGGCUGGGGAUGCCGAGAACAGCUUGGAGAGGAUCAAGCGCCAAUUGGCUUCAGGUUCUGGUCGGAAUUUGCUGCAAGGUCCACUUCUCAAGCGCUCCGAAACACUUAGAAAAUGGAAUGAGCGGUGGGUGAUUUUAGAUCCAACUACUGGGAAAAUGGAAUAUAAGGUUAGGAGAAAUGAGCCAACUGUCAAGGGAACCAUUAUAUUUGAUGCAAAUAGCACAAUUACCAUAUCUCCAGUGAACUUCCAUGGGCUGCCAAAGUAUGAUGGCUGCUGUUUCUACAUAGGAACCCCACAAAAGAAAGACUACUUUCUGUGUGCAGAGACACCUGGUGCAGCUAGAGCUUGGGUAUCAACUUUGCAUGCUACGCAGUUGGUUCUAAAAGCCCAUAAAGAGGCUGUAAAUUCCUUGAGUGGCAAUGGUUCUGCGAAAUUAGGAACUGUUGCAACAGUAGUUGCCGCUGCCAAUUCAACUGCUUUGGAAUGUUCAAAAGAAGUUGAAGCAGCAAUGCAGAUUUCUCUGAGAACUGCUCUCGUGGUGAUGGCAAAUAAGACUGCUGAUGGGCCAAUGGAUGAUUUUUCAAUCAUGAAGGAGACUCUCCGGGUUAAGGAUGAGGAACUACAAACUUUGGCUCGGGAGCUUCGUGCAAGGGAUUUGACAAUAAAAGAGAUAGCAGACAAAUUAUCUGAGACUGCCGAAGCUGCUGAGGCUGCAGCAUCUGCAGCUCAUAUAAUGGAUGAACAAAGGCGAAUUGCUUGUUCAGAAAUUGAGUGCAUAGCAAAAGACUCAGAGAAACAGCUAGACUUUUCAAGAUCGAAGAUAAGAGAGUCUGAAGGAAAAGUUGAGGCAUUAAGUAAAGAAAGAGACGAAUUAAUCAAGCAAAGAGACUCUGCACUUCAGGAGGCCCAUCUGUGGCGUUCUGAACUUGCAAAAGCUAGAGAACGUGUGGUGAUUUUGGAAGCGGCUGUUGUGAGAGCGGAGGAGAAGGUGAGGGUUACAGAGGCAGGUGUUGCAGGUAGAAUAAAGGAGGCUAUGCAGAAGGAGAGUGCUGCAUCAAAGGAUAAGGAGGAACUUCUGGCAUAUGUCAAUAAUUUACAAGCACAGCUUCAAAGACAGCAUAUUGAAACGAAGCAAGUUUUCAAGGAGAAGAUUGAGUCUCACUCAGAUAUAGGCAACGCUCUUCACCUAACACGCUCUUCCCCUGACAAAACAUGUGGAUUUGUCCGAAGAAAAUGGGAGAACGUGGUCCACAUGGCAAGCGAUCAAGUCAAUCUUCAGCCGGUUGGAGAAGGCGGAUGGAGCGAUAUUCAAGCGACAGAAUCAAGGAUAGCUGAUGUUAGAGAAAUAUCCCCAGAGGCAGAAGCAAGCAGCUUGGAUAUUUCUGUUGUUAGUGAACCAGCCAACGACCCUCAUGGGCAAGGGAACAACUCCUUUAAUCAACCAUAA
Molecule: messenger RNA, 1574 nt
Organism: Morus notabilis
Lineage: Eukaryota; Viridiplantae; Streptophyta; Magnoliopsida; Rosales; Moraceae
Product: switch-associated protein 70
Exons: 11
Coding region: 99-1574 (491 amino acids)
Biological process (GO): retrograde transport, endosome to Golgi; receptor recycling; endosome organization
Cellular component (GO): recycling endosome; early endosome; trans-Golgi network
Source: RefSeq, a predicted model, not a curated record